AUGACUUCCUUGAACGAACAGAAUUUAUCUCAAGAUAUUGCAAUAAAUGCAUCAUUAAAUAAUAAAUCAACGUCGUCAGAUGAAUUAAUAAAUGACUCACAAAAACGAUCUGAUCAAUGUAAAGAUCAUGAUUCUAAAAUUGUUGAAAGAUCAAACGUUGAUGAAUCUUCUACUACGACCAUUCAAGACAAUGAUGACGCCUCGCGAAAUCAUUUUCAUCUGAGUGAUUUUGGUGAUAGAGUCGUUGGAACUGUCAAGCAUGGAUUAGACGCAGUCUUUGGUACGGAUAUUAAAAAUAUAAAUUAUCAUGAUCAAGAGCCAACUUCAAGACGUUCUUUAGCUCUUCGAUCAACUUCCUCACGUUCCGUUGGGGAAUUAUCAUCUCCUGAGAUUGUUCGAGAACAAAUUUCUGAAACAGAAGAGGAACUCCUCUUUGUUUUUCCUUCAACAUGA
Messenger RNA from Funneliformis geosporum, 453 nucleotides. Lineage: Eukaryota; Fungi; Glomeromycota; Glomeromycetes; Glomerales; Glomeraceae. The record is from the annotation of a GenBank genome assembly.